This is a messenger RNA of Cetraspora pellucida, 999 nucleotides long. The record is from the annotation of a GenBank genome assembly. NCBI's taxonomy places the organism in Eukaryota, Fungi, Glomeromycota, Glomeromycetes, Diversisporales, Gigasporaceae.
AUGUCUUCAAUUAAACAUAAUGAAUUUGAGCUUGAUCUUGUUGAAUCUAAUACUGAAAUCAAGGCCCAGUCACUUACAUCUAUUACAUCCAGCAGUAAUAACAGUAAUAAUCCAGCUUUUUUUAGAAAACAAAUGACUUUGCGAAGUAAACUUUUUUAUGAAAAACUUUUUGAGAAAAAAGAUCUUUCACCAGAACAUCUAAAUGCACAAACACAUCAUAAAGUUUAUUAUCCAAAUAAUGAUCCAAGAAAGAAUGAUGAACCUUUAAAGUUUACACAAUCUGCAUUCAGAGAGUUAAUUACUAAAUGGAUAGUUCUUGAUAGUUUGCUAUUUAUAACUACUGAAAGUAAACAUUUUCAACAAAUAAUUAAGUUAUUAAAUCCAAAUGCACAUGUUCCUAUAGGCGAUACAGUAAAAAAUGAUAUUAUGAGUAACUUUGAAAAUAAGCAUAUGAAUAUGAAAUGUUUGCUUCAAAAUGUUUUAGAAAAGCUUUUAUUCACAAUUGAUACAUGGAUGUUAGUGAAUAUUGAUUCAUUUUUCAGCAUCACAGUGCAUUGGAUUUCAGAAAAUUGGGAGCUUAAAAAUACUUUAUUAGAUUUUAUUAACCUUUGUAGUCCUUACUCUGGAGAAAAUUUAUGUAACACAUUUGUAGAAAGCUGUUGCAAAUUUGGAUUUUUAACAAAGGUUUUUGCAAUCACAAGUGACAAUGUUACAAGUAAUGAUACUUUUAUGAAACAUUUAGAACAUGUUCAAGCUGCUGCAUUAGAAAUGUGUGAGGCAUUAGAUGCAACUGCAAGCUUAGAUAAUGAUCUCAAAUUAUUACAGCUUAAUAAUAACAAAUGGAUUAAAAUUAAAGAAGAAAAUGAUAUUAAUGAUAAUAAUUCUCUUUUGGAUUAUAUUUAUGGAAAUAGAAAAAGGCACAAGGUUGAACAGCAAAAUGAAGUUGAAUUAUAUCUGAGUACUUCACAAGCAAACAGAAAACAAGAAGUUCUUAAAUAG